This is a messenger RNA of Saccostrea cuccullata (small rock oyster), 1188 nucleotides long. RefSeq lists its product as uncharacterized. Gene Ontology annotation, biological process: DNA integration. The record is from RefSeq and is a predicted model, not a curated record. Gene Ontology annotation, molecular function: nucleic acid binding. NCBI's taxonomy places the organism in Eukaryota, Metazoa, Mollusca, Bivalvia, Ostreida, Ostreidae. The coding region runs from base 1 to 1188 and encodes 395 amino acids. The transcript has a single exon.
AUGCCUAGCAGACUUCACCAUGACCAGGGACGUGAAUUUGAGAACAGAUUUUUCUUUGAGUUACAGAAGUUGUGUGGAAUUCAUCACUCUCGUACAACCCCCUACCACCCCCAAGGAAAUGGCCAAGUGGAGCGUUUCAAUAGAACGUUGUUACAAAUGUUAAGAACUCUAGAACCGUCUUUCAAAUCUGACUGGAAAUCUCAUUUAAACAAAGUCGUUCACGCAUACAAUUGUACGAAGAAUGAAUCAACUGGAUAUGCACCAUUCUUCUUGUUAUUCGGACGUCAUCCAACACUGCCCAUUGACCUCGUUUUCCCAGAGCUACAGCACUCAGAAUCAAAGCAGACUUACUCACAGUAUGUCACUCAGUGGAAGGCUCGCAUGGAGGAGGUUUACAAAGUAGCAUCACAGCAAGCAAUGAAGAUGUCUGAUAAGGGAAAGCGUCAGUAUGACAAGGCACUAUUGAGCGCACGAUUGUAUCCUGGAGACCAUGUACUGGUGAAGAAUCUUUUGGAAAAAGGAGGGCCAGGGAAAUUAAGGUCAUACUGGGAGAAGGAUGUGUAUGUGGUACUUAAGCAAGUAAAUGAGGAUACACCAGUGUACGAGGUGAGGAAGGAGUCAGGACAGGGUGAUAUCAGGAGACUUCACAGGAACCUGUUAAGGCAGUGCAAUUCUCUACCUGUAGAGUCCGGACAUAAGGAGAAGGAAAAACCCUACCGGUUAAAACAAAACCGCAAACCAGCAGCCCCAGUCUAUGAUGCUGAUGGCAGCUCCUCUGAUUCGGAUGGAUCAAUUGAUUUUGGAGGGAUCUCCUUAAAUCCACAUGCAGAACCGUUUGUGCCUCAACAGCAUAUUACAGAAUACGAUAGCUCAGACUCGGUGGUUGAAGUAGAGAAUCCUAGUGACUCUCAUUCGGAGGAACCUGUUGUGAUUUCUGACAGUUCUGGUGACAGUUUUAGGUCAGCCCAUAGUUCAGAUAGACAGUCUGAUAGUCAGGAUGAUCAGGAAGGCCCAAAUUCUGAGGAUAGACGUGGGGAGCCAGAUGUUGACGAAACCAGCGAGACUGAAGACUAUCAGUCAGAACGACCUAGGAGAACAACCAAACCUCCCAGGAAGUUUACAUAUGAACAGUUAGGGAAACCGUCAUAUAUACAGACCAUUAAACCAGACUUUGAAAUUUUUGUGUAG